AAGACAGUUGUUUGAAGACAGAAGUGUACAGAACAGCAGCAAUUCUGAUUUUGUGUUUGGAGAAAACAUGGUUGAGAGAGUUUUGAGUCCUGAAAAGCAUCCCAAGUCAUGUAAUGAAGCUGAUUCAUACAAAGGAGAAAUAACAUCCAUGUACAGAGAAUCUUUUCAUGUCAGUCCUCACACAACUUUGUUGAGGAAUGCAUCACUAAUUGAAUCAGCAGCUGCUUGUAUUUCCAAGCCAGUGGAGAAAAUUCUGUUAGAUAAAGUUGAAGUUAUAACUGGAGAAGAAGCAGAACACAACGUAUUACAGAUCAACUGCAAGCUCUUUGUAUUUCAUAAGCUUUCUUUAACCUGGAUUGAAAGAGGCAGAGGAUCCCUGAGGCUUAAUGACAUUUCUAGCAAUAAACGUGGAAUGUUGCAGUCAAGGCUAAUCAUGCGAAAUCAAGGCAGCUUGAGACUGAUUCUCAACACCCGACUCUGGGAUCGAAUGGUCAUAAAAAGAGCAAACAGAAAGAGCCUGUGCUUCACUGCAACAGACCAAGAGGACCACUCUGUUCAAGUAUUUCUAAUUCAGGCAAGCUCGAAAGACACUGGGCACCUGUAUGCAGCAAUAUAUCACCGCCUUGUGGCAUUGCGAAGCUUUGCUGAGCAAGAGCCAGAUGCUAAUCAAGUAGACACAGAGUCAGAAAUAGCUUUUCAGCCAUUAAAUUGUGAUAGUGAUGAUGAAGAUGACGAGAAAAG
This is a messenger RNA of Tauraco erythrolophus (red-crested turaco), 741 nucleotides long. The record is from RefSeq and is a predicted model, not a curated record. NCBI's taxonomy places the organism in Eukaryota, Metazoa, Chordata, Aves, Musophagiformes, Musophagidae.